This is a messenger RNA of Meloidogyne enterolobii, 1596 nucleotides long. The record is from the annotation of a GenBank genome assembly. NCBI's taxonomy places the organism in Eukaryota, Metazoa, Nematoda, Chromadorea, Rhabditida, Meloidogynidae.
AUGGGGAUUUCUGUCAUUUGGCCGUCUCCUGUUUUAAAUUAUGACAAAAAUAAACUUUCGCCUGAAGCAAUUAUUGAUUUGGAAAUUUCGACGGAAUUGGGUGGACAAGAGUCGUUUAAAGAAUUAAUUAAAUCAGCACAUACAAAGGAUUUGAAGGUUUUGGUUGAUCUGCCUUUAACUGUAGCUUCUGGAAAUGGAAAUUGGGUUAAACAAAAAGAAAUAAAAAAUGGACUUUUGACACCUACUGGUGAUGCUACUCUUUUGAAUUUAAAGAAUCCAGAAAUUCAAGAGCCUCUUUUGGCAUUGGCUCGAAACUUUGCAAAAUUAGGAGUUGAUGCAUUAAAUUUGGCAGAUUAUGGACUUUUAGGAAGAAAUUCGGAAGAUUUAAUAAAUUUUGCAAAUAAAAUUAAUUUGGAUCCGGAAUUGAAAAAUAUUCAUAUCUAUUCCGAAGCUGAAGGAAUUCAAAAUAAUGGAAAUAUUAAUUUAAUUCGUCCACUUUUUGGAAAUGGAGAAAAGAAAGGAUUUAAUUCUUUAUUAACAAAAUUAAAUGAAAAUAUCGAUUCUAUUGACUUGAAAUCAAAAAAUAAUGAAAAUAAUACAAAUGGAAGUGCUCAACAAAUAAUUUGGAAUGUUGGAAAUAUAAAUGCAAAGGGUUAUAGAAUUGAUCAAUUAUUGACUGAUAUUAGUUUGCCUGAUCAACGUCGACAAAUUUCUCAUUUAUUUUCUCUUGUUGAAUUAUUCAUCCCUGGAUCUGUUAGUGUACUUUAUGGAGAAGAAUUGGCUGCAUUAAGUGGAAAAACUGGAAAUAAAAAUCCAAAUCAAAUUGUUUAUCCAUGGGAUAAUUCGAGUACUUACACAAAAGAAAAUCAAUUUUUUGCUGUUCCACAAAUUGUUAAAAAUGGGGAUUAUGAAAGUCAAAUAAAGGAUGAAAAUUCUCCACUUAAAGUAUUUAGUAAAUUGGCUAAAUUACGUCAGCAAUCUGAUUUUGCACUUGGCCAGUUAAUUCACAAUUCUUUGGCUACAAAUUUGGAUUUAUAUUUAAUAAAUCGUUACCCAUCUGGUUCUUCUGGGCAUUAUUCUUUAAUAAUUAAUUGGAGUGGAAAUGGAAAUUCGAUUUCUUUAAAAGAAUUAUUUAAUAAAAUAAACUCUAAAAAAUUUACAAUUUUGGCUUCGACUGACAAAAAUUUUGGAGAAGAAACACAAAAAUUAUUUGAUGGUGGAGAUGAAAUGGCAGAACAAAAAAUUGUUUUUCCAGCAUUUAGUGCUUUGAUUUUGAAGUCGGAUUGAGGGAAAGUUUUUAAAAUAUUUUUUUGAUAAUUUGGUAAUUUUAAAAAUUAAUUGACUCUUCUAGCACGUUGGUAUUGAUGAAUUUUUCUAAUUAAAAAUUUGUCUGAAUUUUGAGGACACUGAAAUUUAUUAUUCGUCAAUAUCAUUUCUUUUCCUUUUAAUUUUAAUAAUUAAUCUAAACUUAUUAAUUUUUAUUAUGUCGCAACAAUAACCAAUAUAUUUUUCAUAGACCUUCGUAAAAACUAAAAUUGUCAUUUUUUUAAUUUGGAAUAAAUUGUUUUGGGAAUAUUUUUUAUUUCUACAUAUUUU